Penicillium cinerascens is the source of this 189-nucleotide messenger RNA. RefSeq lists its product as uncharacterized. The record is from RefSeq and is a predicted model, not a curated record. NCBI's taxonomy places the organism in Eukaryota, Fungi, Ascomycota, Eurotiomycetes, Eurotiales, Aspergillaceae. The transcript is spliced from 2 exons. Bases 1 to 189 code for a protein of 62 amino acids.
AUGAACAGACAAUUGCCCAAAACGAGCCUCGAGCGUCCUAGUCGCCAUACUGGUUCCUCGCUACCGUUUCCCCGUUGCUUGACUUCAAGGAAACGAAAGGAUCGCCAGGAAACUGAUGCUUAUGUUGGAAAUAUGGGUCGCAAGGUCGCUGUGGAGACCGAGUUGGCUGGACGGGAGUGCUACUAUUAA